AUGGCCAAAGAUAAAGCUAAAACAUCCGUUGUGAAAUUACUAUCUACUGCAGCAACCGGUUUUUCAAGAUAUAUUAGGGUGAAAAGGGGAGCUCCUUUAGUUACACAAGUUAGAUACGAUCCAAUAGCUCAAAGACAUGUAGUGUUUACUGAAGCAAAGAAAAGGAAAUUUAUUCCUCAAAAACCUCUCAAUUUUUCUAGAAAUCCUAAACAAACAUAA
This is a messenger RNA of Henningerozyma blattae CBS 6284, 219 nucleotides long. It is a transcript of the gene MRPL39, whose product is annotated as mitochondrial 54S ribosomal protein bL33m. Gene Ontology annotation, cellular component: mitochondrion. Gene Ontology annotation, biological process: translation. The coding region runs from base 1 to 219 and encodes 72 amino acids. The transcript has a single exon. Lineage: Eukaryota; Fungi; Ascomycota; Saccharomycetes; Saccharomycetales; Saccharomycetaceae. The record is from RefSeq and is a predicted model, not a curated record.